Molecule: messenger RNA, 4876 nt
Organism: Oryza sativa Japonica Group (Japanese rice)
Lineage: Eukaryota; Viridiplantae; Streptophyta; Magnoliopsida; Poales; Poaceae
Product: subtilisin-like protease SBT3
Biological process (GO): proteolysis
Molecular function (GO): serine-type endopeptidase activity
Source: RefSeq, a predicted model, not a curated record
ACUGACCAGUGGUCAGCAUGGCGACCAGCGCUUCACACGCGCGUGCACCGCUUCUCCUCCUGCUGCUGAUGUGUUCGUGUUUGCUUCUCUCUCCCGUGGCGGCCGACCGGGCGGCGUACAUCGUCCACAUGGACAAGUCCGCCAUGCCGGCGCAUCACUCCGACCACCGCGAGUGGUACUCCGCCACCGUGGCGACUCUGACUCCCGGUGCGCCGCGCGGCGGCCGUGGCGGGCCGCGGAUCGUGUACACCUACGACGAGGCGUUGCACGGGUUCGCGGCCACGCUCUCCGCCUCCGAGCUCGGCGCGCUCCGCCUCGCACCGGGCUUCGUCUCGGCUUACCCUGAUCGCCGCGCCGAUGUGCUUCAUGACACCACGCACUCCACGGAGUUCCUCCGUCUCAGCCCGUUCGGUGGGCUGUGGCCGGCGGCGAGGUUCGGCGAGGGCGUCAUCAUCGGCGUGAUCGACACGGGUGUCUGGCCGGAGAGCGCGAGCUUCGACGACGGCGGCAUGCCGCCCGUGCCGUCGCGGUGGCGCGGCGAGUGCGAGGCUGGACAGGACUUCACGCUCGACAUGUGUAACCGGAAGCUCAUCGGAGCGCGCUACUUCAACAGGGGCCUGGUCGCCGCGAACCCGACCGUCACCGUCUCCAUGAACUCGACGCGCGACACGCUAGGCCACGGGACGCACACGUCGUCCACCGCCGGCGGGAGCCCCGCGCCGUGCGCGUCCUUCUUCGGCUACGGGCGCGGCACGGCGAGCGGCGUGGCGCCGCGCGCGCACGUCGCCAUGUACAAGGCCAUGUGGCCCGAGGGCCGGUACGCGUCCGACGUGCUGGCCGCCAUGGACGCGGCCAUCGCGGACGGCGUCGACGUCAUCUCCAUCUCGAGCGGCUUCGACGGCGUGCCGCUGUACGAAGACCCCGUGGCGAUCGCCGCGUUCGCCGCCAUCGAGCGCGGCAUCCUCGUCUCGGCCUCAGCUGGCAACGACGGCCCGAGGCUUGGCACCCUGCACAACGGCAUCCCGUGGCUUCUCACCGUCGCCGCCGGCAUGGUGGACCGGCAAAUGUUCGCCGGAUCCAUCUACCUCGGCGACGACACGCGGAGCACCAUCACCGGCAUCACGAGGUAUCCAGAGAACGCGUGGAUAAAGGACAUGAACUUGGUGUACAACGACACCAUAUCAGCGUGCAACUCGUCGACGUCGCUGGCAACCCUAGCACAAAGCAUAGUCGUGUGCUAUGACACUGGGAUUCUGCUCGACCAGAUGCGGACGGCGGCGGAGGCCGGCGUCAGCGCGGCCAUCUUCAUCUCGAACACCACCUUGAUAACCCAGAGCGAGAUGACCUUCCCGGCCAUCGUCGUCAACCCGAGCGACGCGGCGAGCCUACUGAGCUACAUCAACUCCAGCGCGCGGCCGACGGCGACGAUCAAGUUCCAGCAGACGAUCAUCGGGACGAGGCCGGCGCCGGUGGUCGCCGCGUACUCCUCUCGUGGACCGUCGCGGAGCUACGAGGGCGUGCUCAAGCCGGACAUCAUGGCGCCGGGGGACAGUAUACUCGCGGCGUGGGCACCCGUUGCUCCGCUGGCGCAGGUAGGAAGCACCGCCCUCGGCAGCGACUUCGCCGUCGAGUCCGGGACGUCGAUGGCGUGCCCGCACGCCGCCGGCGUGGCGGCAUUGCUGCGGGCGGCGCACCCGGACUGGAGCCCGGCCAUGAUCAAGUCGGCGAUGAUGACCACCGCGACCGCCGUCGACAACACGUUCCGGCCGAUCGGUGACGCCGGCCACGGCGACGCCGCGGCGAGCCCGCUGGCGAUAGGCGCCGGGCAGGUCGACCCGAACGCGGCCAUGGACCCGGGGCUGGUGUACGACGCCGGGCCGGAGGACUUCGUGGAGCUCCUCUGCUCGACCAACUUCACCGCCGCGCAGAUCAUGGCGAUCACGCGGUCCAAGGCGUACAACUGCUCCUUCUCCACCAACGACAUGAACUACCCGUCCUUCAUCGCCGUGUUCGGCGCGAACGACACCUCCGGCGACAUGAGGUUCAGCAGGACGGUGACCAACGUCGGCGCAGGCGCCGCGACGUACAGGGCGUUCUCGGUGUCACCGAGCAACGUGGAGGUGACCGUGUCGCCGGAGACCCUGGUGUUCACCGAGGUGGGGCAGACGGCGUCGUUCUUGGUGGACCUCAACCUCACGGCGCCCACCGGCGGCGAGCCGGCGUUCGGGGCGGUGAUCUGGGCCGAUGUGAGCGGCAAGUACGAGGUGAGGACUCACUACGUCGUGCUAUGGUGGUACUACGUCCCCAAGAGAGGAUUUCGAACUAUGGGUGGGAGGCGUUCCGUGCCUGAAUCCGUGGCACAGCUACGUACGUACGUGCGUGCUCGUUACACGUAUAUGGCGGCGUCGCUGGCAAUCGUUGCCGUGGUCGUCGCGCUGUGCGUGGCGGCUGCCGCGUCGGCCGAGACGGCGACGUACAUCGUGCACAUGGACAAGUCGGCAAUGCCGAGCGGCGGCGGCGGCGGGAACGGGUCGACCAGCCUGGAGAGCUGGUACGCGGCUACGCUCCGGGCGGCGGCGCCGGGCGCCAGAAUGAUCUACGUGUACCGCAACGCCAUGAGCGGGUUCGCCGCGAGGCUGUCCGCCGAGCAGCACGCGAGGCUGAGCCGGUCCCCGGGUUUCCUCUCGUCCUACCUCGACGCCCCCGUGACGCGGCGCGACACCACGCACACGCCGGAGUUCCUCGGGGUGAGCGGCGCGGGGGGCCUGUGGGAGACGGCCAGCUACGGCGACGGCGUCAUCGUCGGCGUGGUGGACACCGGGGUGUGGCCCGAGAGCGGGAGCUACCGCGACGACGGGCUCCCGCCGGUGCCCGCGCGGUGGAAGGGCUACUGCGAGUCCGGCACGCGGUUCGACGGCGCCAAGGCGUGCAACCGGAAGCUCAUCGGGGCGCGCAAGUUCAGCGCGGGCCUCGCCGCCGCGCUGGGGAGGCGGAACAUCACGAUCGCCGUGAACUCGCCGCGCGACACGGACGGCCACGGCACGCACACCUCGUCGACGGCCGCCGGCUCGCCCGUCCCGGGGGCGUCCUACUUCGGCUACGCUCCCGGGGUGGCACGGGGCAUGGCGCCACGCGCCAGGGUGGCCGUGUACAAGGUCCUGUUCGACGAGGGCGGGUACACGACGGACAUCGUCGCCGCCAUAGACCAAGCCAUCGCAGACGGCGUCGACGUGCUCUCCAUCUCGCUGGGCCUCAACAACCGCCCGCUCCACACCGACCCUGUGGCCAUCGGCUCGUUCGCCGCAAUGCAGCACGGCAUCUUCGUGUCCACCUCAGCCGGCAACGACGGCCCGGGCCUCUCCGUCCUCCACAACGGCGCGCCGUGGGCACUGACCGUCGCCGCUGGCACCGUGGACAGGGAGUUCUCCGGCAUCGUCGAGCUCGGCGAUGGCACCACCGUCAUCGGCGAAUCGCUGUACGCCGGCUCGCCGCCGAUCACCCAGAGCACUCCACUCGUGUACCUCGACUCCUGCGACAACUUCACCGCCAUCAGACGAAACCGCGACAAGAUCGUGCUGUGUGAUGCACAAGCUUCCUCCUUUGCUCUGCAGGUUGCAGUGCAGUUCGUGCAAGAUGCCAACGCGGCCGGCGGGCUCUUCUUGACCAACGACCCGUUCAGGCUGCUGUUCGAGCAGUUCACGUUCCCGGGCGCCCUGCUGAGCCCGCACGACGGGCCGGCGAUACUGCGGUACAUCCAGAGGAGCGGCGCUCCGACGGCCAAGAUCGCGUUCCGGGCGACGCUGCUGAACACGAAGCCGGCGCCGGAGGCGGCGGCGUACUCGUCGCGCGGGCCGGCGGUGAGCUGCCCGACGGUGCUCAAGCCGGACAUCAUGGCGCCUGGCUCGCUCGUGCUCGCGUCGUGGGCGGAGAGCGUGGCCGUGGUCGGGAACAUGACGUCGCCGUUCAACAUCAUCUCCGGGACGUCGAUGGCGACGCCGCACGCGGCGGGCGUCGCGGCGCUGCUCAGGGCGGUGCACCCGGAGUGGAGCCCGGCGGCCAUCCGGUCGGCGAUGAUGACGACGGCCGCGACGCUGGACAACACCGGCAGGUCCAUCAACGACAUGGCCCGGGCGGGCCACGCCGCGACGCCGCUGGCGAUGGGGUCCGGCCACAUCGACCCGAACAGGGCGGCGGACCCGGGCCUCGUCUACGACGCCGUCCCGGGUGACUACGUCGAGCUCAUGUGCGCCAUGGGGUACAACCUCUCGGACAUCAGGGCCGUGACGCAGUGGUCGACCUACGCCGUGAACUGCAGCGGCGCGUCGUCGCCGGACCUCAACUACCCGUCGUUCAUCGCCUACUUCGACAGGCGCAGCGCCGCCGCCGCCGCCGCGGAGACCAAGACGUUCGUCAGGGUGGUCACCAACGUCGGCGCCGGCGCGGCGAGCUACAGGGCGAAGGUGAAGGGCAACCUGGGUGGGCUCGCCGUCAGCGUCACGCCGAGCAGGCUGGUGUUCGGGAAGAAGGGCGAGACGCAGAAGUACACGCUGGUGUUGCGCGGCAAGAUCAAGGGCGCGGACAAGGUGCUGCACGGGUCGCUGACGUGGGUGGAUGACGCCGGCAAGUACACGGUGAGGAGUCCGAUUGUGGCAACGACUUUGAGCUCAACACGGCUGUAGACUCUUCUUUUCACUCUUGUGUACUGUAGCGUGCAAGUUGAUUCACAUAUCUGAAGUUCUGAACAUGUUGUUCGUCUCUAGCUGUUGGGCAAAUAAUGCUUUUGGUGGUUAGUUAGUGCAGUCCGUGAGUUUUGGUAUAUGCUGCUCGAAUGCCCCAGUAAUUGGCAUAAGUAUUUAUGUUCUUGCUUUUGUUCAAA